UGAUCUUAUUGCUAUCUGUGCUACUGGUGCUGCGUCUUUUUCCCCGAGUAUAUUCGUUAAAAUUAGCUGCAAGGCUUGCCAAUAUUUUAUUCAGCCCCAAUUGUAUGGAGCCUUCAGUUGACUUCGGGACGUUGUAAUGGACACACACGCGUUGGUGCAAAUAAAAUAAUAAAUAUAGAAGUUGCGCGGAAAUUGAAAUACUCGUAGUUUCACUUAAAAACCAAAUACUACGGUUACUAGAAUACUCUGAGGCUAGGCAAUUGUCCAACCAUGGUUAAUGGUAGCUACAAUGUUGCAAUGCAAGGCCGCCCAGAGCCAGCUGAUAAUUUCCAGAAAUCGGAUACUCUACCAGGACCAAAAGACUUUGAGGCUAAAACACAGAACGGCACGAGCGAUUCACAAAUAAGAUACCCAUAUUUAGAGCUGUUUCGCUAUGCGACAUUAUGGGAUCGUUUGCUUGUAGUUUUUGGUGCUGUUGUGGCAUCUCUAGCUGCACUUAGUUCACCAUACAAUAUAAUCAUCUACGCCGAGCUAACAACGCUGCUCAUAGAUCGCAACGUUGGCAUUGGCACGUCUACACCAGCGCCGAUUUUGAGUGCCUUCGGCGGCGGUAGGAAGCUUACGAAUGCGAGUCAUGCGGAGAAUAUGCUAGCAAUCAAGGAGGAUGCGUUGGCUUAUGGAUUAGCUACGCUCGUUGGGUGUGUAGUGGAGUUGAUACUUUUGGCGCUAGCGGUCGAUAUGCUCAAUAAAGUUGCACUCAGACAGAUAGCAAAAAUUCGAAAACUUUUCUUGGAAUCCAUUUUACGUCAGGAUAUGUCUUGGUAUGACACGUCUUCCGGCAAUACGUUCGCCAAUAAGAUGACUGAAGACUUGGAUAAAAUGAAAGAGGGAAUCGGCGAAAAAGUCGCAAUAUUCGUUUUCCUCAUUAUGACCUUCGUAACAGGAAUUAUUUUCUCUUUUGUCUAUGGUUGGCUUUUAACAUUGGUGGUACUCACCUGUUGUCCGUUUAUUAUCAUUUCUACUGCCUAUGUUGCAAAAAUCCAAAGCACAUUCACACAAAAGGAACUGAAGGCUUACUCAAAUGCCGGUGCGGUCGCCGAGGAGGUCUUCUCGGGCAUACGAACCGUCUUCGCAUUUAGUGGUGAACGCAAGGAGACUGAACGUUUCGCCAAGUUGUUGGUGCCUGCUGAUGUGAUGGGACGCAAGAAGGGACUAUACUCCGGUAUUGGCGCCGGCCUUAUGUGGUUCAUUAUUUAUAUUGCCUAUGCAGUAGCUAUUUGGUAUGGCAUACAACUGAUAUUGAAGUAUCGAUAUGAGGACGAAAAGCUGUACACUGCUGGCUCAUUGGUUAUAGUGCUCUUCAGCAUAAUAAUGGGCGCACAGAAUUUGGGUUUCUCGCUGCCGCAUGUAGAGUCGUUCGCAACGGCACAAGGCGCUGCACAGAAUGUCUUUUCCACCAUUGAUCGCGCAUCGGAAAUUGAUCCGUUGAAUGAGAGCGGCGCCAAGUUGGAAAAAGUUGUGGGGAACAUAAAUUUUGAGAACUUACAUUUCAAUUAUCCGGCGCGGCCUGAUGUACAGGUGCUCAAGGGCUUCUCAUUGCAAGUGCCAGCAGGUCAAACGGUUGCGUUGGUUGGUCCUUCUGGCUGUGGCAAGUCAACAACACUCCAACUAUUGCAGCGCUUCUACGAUGCACCCACCGGCUGUGUGCGUUUGGAUGGUCGCGAUCUACGCGAACUCAAUGUUGGCUGGCUGCGCUCACAGAUUGGUGUUGUCGGGCAGGAACCAGUGCUGUUUGCCACAACCAUACGCGAAAAUAUACUUCACGGUAAACCCACUGCAACGCAAGAGGAAAUCGAGCAGGCCGCGCGCAUGGCUAAUUGCCACGACUUCAUAGUGAAGCUGCCAAACGGUUACGACACUAUGGUCGGUGAACGUGGCGCACAGAUGUCCGGUGGCCAGAAGCAACGCAUAGCCAUUGCACGUGCACUCAUACGUAACCCGAAGAUACUGCUCUUGGAUGAAGCGACUUCGGCCUUAGAUCCCACAUCUGAGCGCCGAGUGCAAGACGCACUCGAUGUAGCGAGCCAAGGACGCACCACGCUGGUGGUUUCACAUCGGCUCUCAACAGUGACAAAUGCCGACUUGAUAGUGUUCGUGAAGGAUGGUGUUGUAGCCGAGCAGGGUACGCAUGAGGAACUAAUGCGCGCGGAAGGACUUUACUGCAAGCUGGUGAUGAUCUCCAAGCGCAAAGAAGAGGAAGAGGCCUUGGCGAACACCUCGAAUGCUGUGCGCCAGCGUAAACAACAAUUGGCUGUGCCAGAUGAUUCCGACGACGAGGGUGACUCAAGCUUUGAUGAAGCAGAUGCCGAUAGUGUGGUAAGCCGAAAGAAGACGAAAAGGAAGACGAUUAAAGCCGAGAAACACAAUAUCACUUUUGCACAGCUGAUGAAAAUGAAUGCGCCUGAGUGGCGUUACAUUCUGGUCGGCUGCAUAGCGGCCAUGCUGCACGGUGCUACAUUCCCCGUAUGGGCGGUGCUCUUUGGUGACUUCUUUGGCAUCUUAUCUGAUCCGGAUGAUGACUAUAUCACCAAACAAUCGAUUUUAUUUGCUAUUCUGUUCAUCGUUAUCGGUAUAAUUGCUGGCAUUGGCUCACUUCUACAAACUUACAUGUUCAGCACUGCGGGCGUGAAAAUGACAUCUCGCCUGCGCCAAGAUGCUUUCAAGGCGAUAAUCGGCCAGGAAGUCGGCUACUUUGAUGACGAUCGUAAUUCAGUGGGCGCACUGUGUGCUCGCCUUGCUGGCGAUUGCUCGAACGUACAGGGUGCAACAGGUUCACGCAUCGGU
Molecule: messenger RNA, 2844 nt
Organism: Rhagoletis pomonella (apple maggot)
Lineage: Eukaryota; Metazoa; Arthropoda; Insecta; Diptera; Tephritidae
Product: multidrug resistance protein homolog 49-like
Exons: 9
Biological process (GO): transmembrane transport
Cellular component (GO): membrane
Molecular function (GO): ATP hydrolysis activity; ATP binding; ABC-type transporter activity
Source: RefSeq, a predicted model, not a curated record